Molecule: messenger RNA, 1488 nt
Organism: Cylindrotheca closterium
Lineage: Eukaryota; Bacillariophyta; Bacillariophyceae; Bacillariales; Bacillariaceae
Source: the annotation of a GenBank genome assembly
AUGAACAGGGAUAAGCAGGAAACUACAAGCGUAUUCGUAACAAGCAAUGAACCAGGUCAGAAUAAGGCUUCCAGAGAGCAGUAUGUUCCUCUAAGGAUUGAUGAGUCGGAUCGUGUGCUAGCACAAGCGAUGAGCAGUCUUCCGACUGCCGAGAGAGACAAGAUCAUCGAAGAAGUCCACGGAGUUUCUAAACCUAUCGAAGAAACUGCUGACUUUGUUUCACAGAAGCUUGCUGCAUUGGAAUCUGAGAUCUCUAUUAAGAAGAACGAUGCCUAUGAGAUUGCACUGACACAAAAUCGAGUUUUUGUAGAAGAUUCUGGCUUCCAAUUAAUGUUUUUACGAAGCGAAGGCUUUGUUGCCAGCGCGGCUUCCAUCCGAAUGAUGCAGUAUUUGAAAUUGAAGCAGAAGUACUUUGGAGAAGAGAGAAUAACCAAACACAUCAAUUUCCUUGAUUUAUCGGAGGAUGACAAAUCAUCAUUAGAAACUGGCGCAAUCCAAGUUCUGCCUGAGAAAGAUCGUUCCGGAAGAGCUGUUGUCGCCGUGUUACCAUCAUUGUGGAACCACCAGCAUACCCCCGAAAACAGGAUGCGGGCAAGCUACUUGCUGGAGAUGUCACUCCUUCAAGAUAUUGACGUACAAAAGAGAGGUGUGGUUUACAUUUAUUACGAUACCAAGCCAUAUAGCAGUGGUCUGAGUGCCCCGGAUGCUGCGAUGGUAUCGUUUGCUAAAACCCACAAAGCCUCGAUGCCGGUACGCUACGCGGCAUAUCACAUUUGCCUACGCGAUCGAUCUGGGUACCAUUCAAUCGGCCAUGCUAUAUCGAAAAAGGAGGAUAUCGUUAAAGGGAUCUCGCACUACGGUGAUGACAAAGAGUGCCGGCUGAAAUUGCAAGGCUUUGGUAUCCCCGUUUCAUGUUUCCCGAUCAACUCGGAGGGAGCUAUGAAUAUUGAUGCUCAUUUUAAAUGGGUACAAGAACAGAAGGAAAAUAUUGAUAAUACCGCUCAUCGCAGAAGGACUCGCAGCACAGAACAGUCCUUCCCCGCUCCACAAGAAAACUACAAACCAGGAUAUGGCAUGGAUGUUGCUGAUGAUUCAGACGAUCAGAUGGUAGCGGAUAGUUCCCAAGAACCAGCGUCUGAUGAGGCAACCCUGGCUCGAGCUGCUCAAAUGGCUCCAAGAUCUGCGCUCCAACCAGUUAUUACAGACGUUGUAUUUGGAAGGGGGCGAUGGUUCCAGUAUUUUCCAGGGAACAUAUUGUUUCGUGAGUUUUUGGAAGAGAGGGAUGCCGAGUACAACGGGGCAAGCAGAUCCGACAAGGUAAACAUGACAAAAAACAUCGUCGCUGAUUUGAAAGGUUCUGGUCGAAGAUUCUUGAAACUGGAACGAAAUCAGAGAGGGGACGACAUCUGGACCGAAGUCAAUGAUAAGGAAAUCUACAAGAAAGUUUCUCAAUGCUACCGCACAGUCCGAAAGAAAGAUAAAAAUUGA